AUGAUAUUUAUAUUUGAAAAUAGCUUCCUUUUCAAUUUACAGGGUGUAUUUAUUAAUGAAAGCUUAAUUUAAAAAAAUUUUUAUUUUUUGUUACUUAUGGACCAGAAGAAGAUAUAACUAAUUAAGUUAAGAAAGUACCAAUUGAUAAAUUACAGGAUGAACACAAGAAAUUGGGAGCUGGAUUUUAAGAUCCAAAUUCCCAAAAUAAAUCAUAAUUUUUGGAUUAGUUAUGUUAACCAUUCGUUUAAAAUUUAUUGAUACCUAAGGAUUAUUAAUCAAUCCCUCCAAAUUCUAAUUUAUUGACUGGGAUUAGAAAAGAUAUGAUAAUUAAAUUAUGUGAUGAAGUUCAACGAAUUUUAGAUAAAGAACCAAUAGUUUUAAAAUUAAGAAGACCAAUUAAAAUAUAUGGAAAUUUAAAUGGUUAAUUUUUAGAUUUAAUGAGAUUUUUUGAUCAUUUUAAAGCUCCAUAUGAUAAUUUAUAUAAUGGAGAUAUUGAUUCAUAAGAUUAUUUAUUUUUAGGUGAUUAUGUAGAUAGAGGAACAAGAUCAUUAGAAAUUGUGCUAUUAUUAUUCACAUUAAAAUUAAAAUAUUCUGACUAAAUUCAUUUACUUAGAGGACAUCAUGAAGAUGCAAAAAUUAACAAAAUUUAUGGUUUUGCAGAUGAAUGUUUCAUAAAAUUUGCAGAAGACAUUAUGGAUCCUAAUAGCAUAUAUUAAAGAAUCAAUAGAGUUUUUCAAUAUUUACCAUUAGCAGCAGUAAUUGAAGAUAAAAUUUUAUGUGUUCAUGGUGGUAUUGGAUAGACUAUGAGAACUGUAGAUGAAAUUGAACUUAUUUAAAGACCAUUGGAAAUUGUACAUGAUCCAAAAACUGUAUAUGAAUAUAUUAAAAAUUUAGUAUUAAUAAAAGAUAGCUUUAGAAUUAUUAUGGUCAGAUCCAUGUUUAUCUGAAGAUGAAUUAGAAAAUUAACCAAAUCCAGAGAGAGAUAUAUUCUAAAAUAGAUAAAUUAUUAGGUUUGGAACUAAUAGAGUAAGCAAAUUCUUAUAAGAAAAUAAUUUGAACAUUAUCAUACGAUCACAUGAACCAACAUUAGAAGGUUUUGAAAGACAGAAUAAUAAUGUCAUUACUGUUUUUUCUUGUCCAGAUUAUGGUACCAAUUCUCAAAACAACAAAGGAUGUACCCUAUUUUAUUAAGACUUAAGCCAUGCUCACUAUAUCUAAAAGAGGUGAGAUCAUUCCAAAAGUUAUUUUACCUGUAAAUUCUACUUCAGAAUCAAGAUGGAUAGAUCUAGAAGAACCAAUUCAAAGGAAAAAGGGAUUUGCCAAAUAUGUAGUUAUAGAUAAUGAUGAAUAACAAUAUAGAAAAAGAUAGUUCACCCCACUCAGAUCUAAAAAAUCCUCAUCUUAAAAAUAAUUCACAUGA
This is a messenger RNA of Paramecium primaurelia, 1420 nucleotides long. The record is from the annotation of a GenBank genome assembly. Lineage: Eukaryota; Ciliophora; Oligohymenophorea; Peniculida; Parameciidae.